AGAUGCUGUGCCGGCUGAGCGUUAGGUGGCUGCAGCCGCGGCCUGCCCUGCAGCUCCGGGGCUUGGGCCCACCGGUCGUACCGGCCCCCACCGGCGGCGCCAAGCCCUCCGCUCUGCCAUUGUGGGCGGUGGCAUCAGUCUCUGCAGUUGGCCCGAGCGGCGCGGGUGGCUGGUAUGAAGCCCUGGCUACGUCGGCGCCGGUGCAGGGCGCCGAGGACGUACUGCUCUUUGCGCACACCGCCUCGGGCCUGCCCUGGUGGGGCAGCAUUCUCCUCACCACCGUGGCCCUGCGCGGCGCUGUCACGCUGCCCCUGGCCGCCUACCAGCACUACAUCCUGGCCAAGGUGGAAAAUUUGCAGCCAGAAAUAAAAAACAUUGCAAGGCACCUUAACCAAGACGUUGCAGUUCGUGCAAAUCAGUUGGGGUGGUCCAAAAGAGCUGCCAGGCUCACUUAUCUAAAGACUAUGCGGAGGCUUGUUUCAGAGCUGUAUGUUCGGGAUAACUGCCACCCUUUCAAAGCCACUGUGUUGGUCUGGAUUCAGCUUCCAAUGUGGAUAUUUGUGUCUGUUGCUCUCCGGAAUUUUAGCACAGGGGCAACACAUUCAGAAGCAGGUUUUUCUAUUCAGGAGCAGUUAGCUACUGGUGGGGUCCUAUGGUUUCCUGACCUCACUGCCCUGGAUUCCACUUGGAUUCUGCCUGUCUCCAUUGGUGUCAUCAACUUAUUAAUAGUGGAGAUUUUUGCUCUGCAAAAAAUUGGAAUGUCUCGUUUCCAGACAUAUAUUACGUACUUUGUUCGUGCACUAUCAGUGUUGAUGAUUCCAGUUGCAGCAACAGUACCUUCAUCGAUUGUUCUCUACUGGUUAUGUUCCAGCCUCAUGGGCCUUUCACAGAACUUGCUGCUGCGUUCUCCUAGAUUUCGCCAACUUUGUCGAAUACCGUUGACCAAGUCAGAUUCAGACACUCCUUAUAAAGACCUCUUUGCUGCCUUUUACACCAAGUUCAUUUCAAGAAAAUGACAUACUUUCUAGUAAUUUUGAACCAAUUACAAGUUUCA
Molecule: messenger RNA, 1054 nt
Organism: Lipotes vexillifer (Yangtze River dolphin)
Lineage: Eukaryota; Metazoa; Chordata; Mammalia; Artiodactyla; Lipotidae
Gene: COX18
Product: cytochrome c oxidase assembly factor COX18
Exons: 6
Coding region: 3-1016 (337 amino acids)
Biological process (GO): mitochondrial respiratory chain complex IV assembly; protein insertion into mitochondrial inner membrane from matrix
Cellular component (GO): mitochondrial inner membrane
Molecular function (GO): membrane insertase activity
Source: RefSeq, a predicted model, not a curated record